Tuber melanosporum (Perigord truffle) is the source of this 1894-nucleotide messenger RNA. RefSeq lists its product as uncharacterized. The transcript is spliced from 3 exons. NCBI's taxonomy places the organism in Eukaryota, Fungi, Ascomycota, Pezizomycetes, Pezizales, Tuberaceae. Bases 1 to 1749 code for a protein of 582 amino acids. The record is from RefSeq and is a predicted model, not a curated record.
AUGUCACCCCUACACUUCCGCGAAAGCACAACACCACCCGUAUUCCCUCCCGCCGCAACAAAAAAGGACACGCCCGCCAUUCCCGAUCCUCAGGUGUUCACUAUCACAACGCUGCAGCCGGUGGAGUCAGGGCUACCCACGGUUUCCCAGUGCGCUGUGCACCUGGAAUUGCUCGAGGCCUUUGCACGGCUGCGCCACCAGGUAGAUAAAGAAGAGGCCUUCUCCGAGAUAUUCGGGGAGGAUCCGGAGAAGAAUUUGUGGUGGAGAGCUGUGGUUGAGGUUGCUGUGGGGAGGUUCGGAAUAUGGUGGCAAGCUGUGAAUGGGGAACUGAAGGCCCGGGAGGAAGGCGAAGCAGGGAUGUCAAAUAAGGGUAGUGGGGUGAAGAUGUUGCCGAGGGAUUUAUUGCCGCCGUUGGAUGUGCUGAUGGUUUGGCAUUCCUACAUGCUCAAUCCACGGAGGUACAAUGAGGAUUGUAUAUGGUUCGGAAUGUGCGAGAUGAUGAAUGUUGCUCUCCCUUAUGAAUAUAUCCAUGAAGCCAUUGACGAGGAUAAAUGGGAUUACAAACUCUCCGGACAUGCCACGCGAUAUUGGGAGAAGAUUAGCCGUCAAGCGCCUGACAUUCUCGAGGAAAUUCUGUGGAAAUCCCCGCCGAAAAAGUUUGUCGAGUGUCCGGCAUGCGCGAGGGAGAUUGAUGUCUUCAUCUGCGAAGUCGAGCUCGAGAAACGGAAACGCGGGUGGAUCAGCGAGGAAUUCGCAGUCCAUUGUGAAGGCUGCGGGAUGGGUAUAACUAUGGAAUCACUAUGCGCUGGGAAAUUCAGAAAAGAUAUCAAAUCACUAAUAGAGGGCGGGGAGGAUCUCCGGAUGAGAAUCACAUCCCUCGAUCUGCAAGGGGCAACAUAUCUCCACCCCUCGUCGCCCACAUCGUUUGACGUUCUAAAUUCCUUAAACACUCUCAUCCGCACAACCUUCCCAGAGCCCCCAACCAUCCAAUCCCACCCAACCUUAGCCUCAAUAAUCGCCCAGUUAGGCACACACCCCAUCCUCCCGCUCUUACAAUCUUGUUAUGUCGAAACCCCAACUCCCUACUCGCUAAACCUCUCCCUCGCUGUCCUCCGCCAGGGUUCCUUCGUGGACAAAAUGCAUCACCACCUCUGGAUCCGCUCUCCAGCACUCAUGGGCCGCUUACCCCUAGAUAGCAUCUCGCUAGUCCGCGCGCGCCCCGAAACCCGCAGCGUGGUGUUAAUCAACCCCCCGGACACCUCCGGCUUCCUCCAGCGCGCAGUAAACAGAUACGAGACCUACUUCUCGCUCUUCAAACUCCACCCCGGGAAAAUCCUAGUCCCAACCAUCGACAUAGACCUAGUCUGGCACUCGGCCCUGCUCACGCCCGUCACUUACCGCGAGUAUUGCAAGAAUGUGGCGGGGAGGUUCAUCGAUCAUAACGACAAGCUCUCUGAGGAUACGCUGGACGAUGGGGUUGAGUAUACUAGUGCCGCGUUCGAAGAGGCCACUGGUGGGGAGGAGUACAGGAAGUGUUUGUGCUGGAAUUGCGAGACGUCGUUGAAUGAGAAGGUGAAGCCGGGGGGCGGAAAAGAGAGGUGGAAGUUCUGGGAGAAGGUUGCGGGAAAUGAAAAGGAGAGAUUAGUCAGGGUUAGAGUAGAGUAUUAUCGAGCGGCGGAGAAGAGGAGGAGGAGUGGGAUGGCGGGGUUGGAGAGGGAGGGGUUGUUUGCGGCUAUGAAGAAGAAGUGAUGAUUGUGAUGGUUUCUUUUUCAAUAUAUUUUCAGUCCUGGGGAACAACGGCGUUUGGGCCAUUUAGUGGAGUACUAUUGUUUUUCUUCCCCCUUCUCUCCCCUAACUCUUUAGCUAGUCAUAGAAAUCUCAACUUUGGUAGUCU